Messenger RNA from Suillus bovinus, 1698 nucleotides. RefSeq lists its product as uncharacterized. NCBI's taxonomy places the organism in Eukaryota, Fungi, Basidiomycota, Agaricomycetes, Boletales, Suillaceae. Gene Ontology annotation, biological process: cellular response to L-arginine; regulation of intracellular signal transduction. The transcript is spliced from 5 exons. Bases 1 to 1698 code for a protein of 565 amino acids. Gene Ontology annotation, cellular component: cytosol. The record is from RefSeq and is a predicted model, not a curated record.
AUGACAGAACCCUCCUCCAAUGUUACCGUUUCCCUUCUCCCAGUUUCCCUCUCCCUAGUACACAUCCCCCGCUCCCGUCUACCCCACCUAUCACAUCCCGUCCUAAGGCAGAUCUUGCAGCCAAACCCCACCUUCAUCAAUGUCACCUGCAAUGAAAUAGAACUUAGUCUUUUCGCAGAAUCUCACAUGCUAGCUGACUUCGAGCCCGUCGCUAGACGAGACAGGCAAAGGCAACGAUCUCGCUCUGGCUCCGGAUCUAGUUCCAAGCGUGCCCACUCUGUAUUACCCCAAGACCACCUUGAAAUAUCUUACGAAAAGUGGAACGUUCUCCAAAUUGAUUCCCAUUCUGAUCAACUCGACAGCUCCGGCGCCCGUGUACAUGAGCUGUCCGCACCGUUAGCUGCAGCUGGAAUUUCUAUCUUAUAUCAGUCCUCUUACUUGAGCGACUUUAUAUUUGUCAAGGAAUCGAGACUCCAGGAAGUCAUGUCUUUACUCGGGUCAACAGGAUUCGACCUCUAUUCCUCCGACCCGGAACUACUUGCUUCUAGAGUAGUCUCCCCAUUGCUUUCCCCAAUCUCACCCGACGACUCUUCCAUCCCCGAUGUAGCCCAAGACAUCACGGUAGAAUCCGGCGCCAUUCUGACUCGUACAAGGAAUAGCUUGGACACCGUUUCUGCCGCUGCCCUUAAUUUGCAGCACAUAAAUCUCACGACAACACCUGAUGACUCACUAUCAAGCAGUCCGACUCAUCAUAAACCACCUUCGCGUCACAAAUCACACUCCCCGACCUCGGGAGAAGUGCGCGUAUUGACUCCUAACCUCGCUUGCGUUGGCCUUUCUGAUGACAGUGUCGACACAUGGGGACUGAAGAUCGUAAAGCUGGUAGCGUUCCCUGAAUUGAUCCCCACCAAGGAACAACCCUCGCAGUCACGCAAGUCACAGGCUCGCAACCCCCACCCUGCCGACGGAGUUCCGCCAUCGUUGUCAAGUCGAAAACGAUAUUCAGAUUCAUCAGAUUCAUUUUUCUCCUCGAGUGAUGACGACGAAGAAGGCUACUUUUCUCACUCCCCUCUCCGUAACUUGUCGUCUACUUCACUGCAGUCUUCCGCUGCUUCCCGGUCCUUCCCAGACUUGUCUAGUUCUGUCCCUUCUCAAAUGGGAUCUUUCAAACCCUCCGCAAAACACAUCGUUGCAUCACUUGCACCUCUCUCUCCUCUGGAAUCAAAGCCAGCAUCACAUCGUAAUCCCACUUUUCACCAUCUGGACGCAUCGGCUACCACAAAGAAGCCUGCAGAUGAAACCACACGUGGCAUGGUUCCAUUCUUCAGCUUCACCCGUACACAAGAAGGCACCUCAUUAACGACUGAUGUUUCCCUUCUUGCCGCCUUAUUUCCUCCGAAUGAGCGGCAUAUGAUGAUUUGCGCUGGCGAACUCGAUGCUCUUGAUGCGCAAAGUUCAAGUACAGAUUCAGACUCCGAGGACGACGAGGACACGCUUUCAUCAGGUGGUGCCCUUAAAUGCUUGCAGAUCGAUCUGCGUAGAUUCGGGCUUGACAAACAUGGCUUAGUGAACCGUUUUUCGCGAGUCUUGGAACAAAAUGGUAUCAAUCACAUGUAUAGCUCGACCUAUAAAACGGCUAAUCUACUGGUUUCUAAAGCACACGCCAAUCGUGCCCGAGCUUUGUUAAAGGCUUGUUAA